AUGUCAAGUUUUGCCUCCACAUUCGGUGGACUACUGGACAUCAAGACUGAAGACUCGGAGUCACCAGUUGAGCUUGAUAUGACCGGUGUAAAGACAGAGGUUGCUAAUGCCAGCAAGGCCUUGGCCAUCGUUCCAACCAAGAAGCACAAGGCGGACAACAUCAUUUUCAUCUCUGAAAGUGAGCCUGAAGAUUCUGGCGAACCAAGGGUUUCAGCAUGCAAGCGGCCCCACAAAAUUGUGCGUCAUUUGACCACCACCAGUCCUGAUGCUUCUGCAUCGCCAUCAAAUCAGAUGACUUUGUCAGCCACACUGGACCACUUUCUCAAACCAAGAAGCCGGCUGCCAUACUGCAAGGCUCCCUCACAUCAUCAACUUCCUGAGGUCACUCCCAAUUCCACUCCCCCUGUCACGGCAGUCGACGGUCCUGUCACCACCACCAUCAACAGCACCGCCACUACUCUUGCGCCCAUUCUGAAGCCUCCAGGGAUGUCCUGUUCCCAGCACUUCUUCACAAUCGCGACAAGCAUUGAUGCCCACGCCAUGGAAAUCUCCUCCAGUGUUGAGUUUCAUUUAUUUAUAGACAUGAGGGUGGAAUUUGCAUGGAUAUCUUUUAAGAUGAUGCCCAAACAGUGGGCUGUAGCUACAGAGUCUUACAACAACCGCCUAGAGGAGAAGAACUGCACUGAUGGGCACAAAACAGUGAGAAAGAACCCCCAGGCCCUUCUCCGAAAGCUCGGUGACAUCAAAGUGGUCGUGAUGAAUCACAUCGCAAAGAACAACUUUAAGUCUUGUUCCAGCUCAGAAAAAUUCUGGAGAAGACACUGUCAUGUCAUUGAGCUCAUCAAGACCGAGUCAGGGAAGAAGAUUUGCAAGGCCCACACAUGCUCCCGCUGCAAGACAAUCAUGUACCCCAAUGGCGCCAAGCAGGUGUCCCAGAAUGAGCCACCUCUGCCCUGGCCACAGCCACCAGGCAUCUUCUCAGAUGGCAAGCGCUUCCACCCGCGUGCCUUCCUUGAAACGGUCAAGCAAAUAUAUGAACAGGUAUUCCUUCGACCAUCCGGUGAAAGUCCUGCACUCGAGCAGGAAGCAUUUGCGACGAUGCUGCUUGACCAGUUGACUACACUUGAUUCAGGGACAGUGCUGUUCAAGUUGUAUGAGGAGCUUGAGAUCGACACAACGACACCAGACGCACUGUUGACGGUGCACAAUGGCGCCAAGCACCUUCACAUCGAGUACCUCCAGGAGCACUGGGCCUAG
Suillus bovinus is the source of this 1257-nucleotide messenger RNA. RefSeq lists its product as uncharacterized. The record is from RefSeq and is a predicted model, not a curated record. The transcript has 6 exons. Lineage: Eukaryota; Fungi; Basidiomycota; Agaricomycetes; Boletales; Suillaceae. Bases 1 to 1257 code for a protein of 418 amino acids.